Linum trigynum is the source of this 5331-nucleotide messenger RNA. The record is from the annotation of a GenBank genome assembly. Lineage: Eukaryota; Viridiplantae; Streptophyta; Magnoliopsida; Malpighiales; Linaceae.
UAAGAAUGUGCUAAAUGCAGUGAUAACUGGAACUGAGAGUGCAUUUGUCCCGAGAAGAAACAUUACUGAUAACAUUAUACUGGCGUUUGAGUGCUUUUUUGCCAUGAAAAACAGAAAAGAAGGGAAGAAAGGGUAUGUUGCUGCAAAGUUGGAUAUAGCCAAAGCCUACGACCGAUUUGAAUGGUCGUUCCUAGAAGCUAUUAUGUUAAAACUCGGGUUUGAUGGAAGAUGGGUGAAUCUAAUUAUGCAGUGUGUUACCGCAGUUAACUAUUAUGCACUAAUAAAUGGCCACCAGUCUCCAGUAAUCAAGCCAACAUGAGGAUUGAGACAGAGAGACCCAAUAUCCCCGUAUCUCUUCCUACUGUGUGCAGAAGGCUUGUCUGCUAUAACAAAGAAGGCGGUGGAGCAAAGAAAACUACAUGGCAUUCAUGUGAGCAAAGAUGGUCCAGAACUAACCCAUUUGUUUUUUGAAGAUGACAGUAUUUUAUUUUUUGAGAAUACUCCAAAGGAGGCAGCAGUACUAAGAAGAUACUUAAGCAGUAUGAAAUGGAAUCUGACCAGCAAGUUAGCCUUGAAAAAUCAGAACUCUCCUUCAGUAGCAACACUAAAGAGGAUCAGACUAAUCAAGUGGUGGCAGUCCUAGGAAUGAAACAAGUUGCUAAUCACGAUAAAUACCUUGGACUGCCAACAAUCAUAUGAAGAUCAAAACAAGCAGUGUUUAGCCAACUGAUUGACAGAGUGAGAGAGAAGGUCAAAAUGUGGAAAAGUAAACUACUUUCUACUACUGGAAAGGAAGUGUUGAUUACAUCUGUGGCUCAGGCACAAGCAAACUAUGUGAUGUCUGUUUUCCUAAUCCCACAAGGAGUGCUUCAUGAGAUACCAAAUCUUAUUGCUGGUUUUUGGUGGGACAAAAAACAAGAAGAAAUAAGGAUACUGAUGACUCGAUAUUUGCACAUGUUUUCCCCUUUGUUUCUUGACUGUUUGAGCUUUAAUUAUGGCGUCUUUGGCCUAUUUUACGCUAGGAUGUGUUACUUUGUCACAUUUCAGGUCCUAGAACAUAAAGUGAAGCAUAGGCGCAAGUUUCAAGUCAAUCAGAGAUCAAUUGGCGAUUAGGGAGAAGAAACUCGGGCAUGACCUGAAGAAGAAUGGAUUUCUACCUUACUUUAUGGACAAAGAAUCAUGCAAUAUUGUCAUGAAAAGAAAGAGGACGAGACUACAAGCGUCUGGGAUCAAACGGCGACUGAUUCGGAGUCCGGACGAGGGAGAAACGAAGCAUUGAAUAUAGGGGAACAUGUUCGACAGUAAAAACACGGGCUGACCUAAAGAAAAACACGGCCGUGUCCAUAUUUAGGCACGACCGUGGUUUGGCCGACGAGGGCUGCUGGGGGCAAAACACGGGCGGGUAAAAUUAAAACACGGCCGUGUCCUCGACCUUGUUUUGCCCAGAAUUGGGUUUUUGAGGCAGAUUGAAGCCAAAGGAAAGGGAGAGCUGGGUUUUGGAUCCCAAACACCCAAGGGACGAACCAAAGAGAGAGAGGGCGAUUUGAGGGCAUUCUUGGAGUGGAACUGGAGGAUUUCUUCGCCUUAGAAGCUUGAGGAAUAAGCCCGGACUUGAAGACCGAUCAUCUGAAGAUUCUUACUGCAGUCUCUCUCCUCUCUAUGGAGUAACUUCCCUUCACUUAGGUUUUGAGGAACCCUAGCUAUGUUUGUUUGAUUGGAUGAUUGUAUGAGUACUCUUACUUGAUAAUCUUGAGUUCAUAUUCAAUCUAUACAUGUUUUCAUGAUUCAAUUCUGCUUUAGUCGAGAUUAUUGAUUUUGCUUUGAUCCUAUGAGAGCGAUACCUGAUUAGGUCAAUAGAGCACCAUAGAUUGAUAGUAGUGGAUCGAUUGCUUUAGUCGAGGGUUGAUUCACUGCUUUGUAUCGAUUGAGAACCUCAUUCGAUAGAGGGAAUCUAGUUCAGAACGUCUUGAUCGGUUGUUCUAGAGAAGGAUACAUCCCUCUAGGCAAUUGACUCAAGAGGGCCUUGUUCCUUUAGUCGAGACUCAAGGUCUAGUCAAGGAUUCUCCGCAUUGUGAAUGAAAGUGAAACAAGUUAGAAAUCAUCAAUCAUUAAUCUGGCUAGUGGCUAGGGGAAUCAUACCUAAGUGAGUUCCCAACCUGUAAUUAGAUUAACUUUAACUGUAGUUUGCUAGAGUAGUUUUAGUUCUUCCUUAUUAAUCUGGUUUGCUAAAUAAUGAACUGAAGCUGAGUAAUAGUAACUCUAGAGACCCGUGGAUUCGAUAUUUAUUACUUGAGCCACUAUACUGCAGUCCCUUCCAUUGGUGACACUUGGCCAUUGUUAGGAGUUGUGUCAUAGCGAGUCAAGUUUUGGCGCCGUUGCCGGGGACUUUCUAGAUUAUUAGGAAAGGCAGAAGUUUGUUACUUUAGCGUUUUUCUUUUCUUUUCUUUUCUUUUCCACCCUUACUUUUCACUUGGGUGUUUUUGUUUUUGUUGGUGCAGAUCUGAAUCAUGGAUCCUCAUGGCUUCUCCAACCAGUGGGGGUAUCCACCACCAUCCGAGUGGUAUUACCCCGAGACCCCCUGGAGCAAUCAAGGAGGAGAAGACAAUGGAUUCGGAUUCCAUUACCAACCCCCUUACUACGGAGAACAAUCAGACCCCUGGGCAUAUCAAGAACAACCUCCUUAUCAAGAAGAAUUUCUCCCACAACCAGAAGGGCCAUCAGAGCUGUAGUUACCCAUGGCGGCCUUCACGGACCAUUCUACAGAGCCAUGCUACACUCCACAGUCAGAUCCAAACUAUCAAUUGAGGCUUCUCGUGGAGCAGUUUGCUUGGGACUCCGAGAGACGCAAUCAUAAGAUGGACCUCCUUUUCUCAUCUUUUGCUCCUCCUAACUCUUCAUCCCUCCGUGAAUCGGAGGAGACUGUUUCACACUCAUCAAAGAGACCAGAGCGGGUUGAGCAAGUUUGUGCACAACUUGCUCAAGAUCACCCGUCUGCUUCCAUACUAGAAGAGGAUGAGGAAGAAGAAGGCUACAAGGACAUUGUGGAGCACACUGAAGUUGUCACGGAGAGCUCCCGUGAUGAUCAUGAUCAGGAAUGUCCUGUCGUAGCCGAACACACCUUCCCACAUCCCAAACUGGGCUUUGAGGAGGCGGGCAUGAGUGAGGAGAUGCAAGAAGAUCUCAGGAUAGAAAUUGCUUGGCAACUUGCUCUCCAAUCCGUGCUAGAAGAAGAAGAGCAAGAAAGGGUGCAGAAAGAAGUUGUGGAGGAUGCCGAAAGUGAAGCAGAAGGAGUUCUUGAUCAUUUCCUAGGGGUGAUGCCACAUGAAGAAGAAAGGGAGGUUGAAGAAGCAAUUGGCAUCGAGGCUGAGGACGGAGUUAAGGUGGAAGAGGCCUGCAUCGGCCAUGAGUUGCAAGUAAUAUCCCCACCAAACUUCGAGGAACUGCUUAGCAAGGACCCAUUUGCAGUAUCUCUUUGCCAGACCAAGGCCACAUCAACAUCGGUUCCUCUUGGUGGACGCGAUGGUGGUCAAUCGAUGAUGUCAUAUCUAGUUUGGUGAAAUGAGACGAGAGAAGAGAAGAAGAGGUCUCGAGGGUGGAGACGUUAUCUGCAUCAAGUGCACGAGCAUCCAUCACCUGUCAUACCACAUGAUCGUGACUUGAGACUCCACCUCAUUGACGAGAACCUCAACUUCAAGGAGGUUUUGGGGUGGACCGAAACUUAGGAGCCAUCGUCCGGCUCACGACGUGAAAGAAGCGCUUGUUGGGAGGCAACCCAACCAGUCGGUUUGCAUUUCUUUCUCUAUUUCUCCUCGGUUGAGUCAGUUUUGUUAUUUGAUUUUAGAGGCAAUAACUCAACCUUUGUGAGAUUUUGUGGUGUUUGUGUUCCGACUACUCUCUCCCCCUGGAAUGCACCGCCUGCCCCGUCAACCAUCAUUCACCCUUGAUCUGGUAACUUUGUUCUACCCUCCUUAUCUUUCCUCCAUUGAGGACAAUGUCGUGCUUAAGAGUGGGGGGGAUGUUUGAUUAUGUAUGCGGGUGAAUGUUUGGCUGUUUGUGUGCUUGGAGCCUAGUCCACUGUCCAAAUUUUUAAAUUUGAGGACUCCAAGUACGUGUUUCCUUACAAAUUGCCUGCUCAGUAUGCUUUGAAUUGACAGUCUCUAUAGAAAUGUGCAACCUAGGGAGGUAGUGUAGCAAUAUGGAGGAUGUUUAAGUAUAAGAUUUUUCCUAUCUAGCUCUCUACUGUGCCAGUUGAUUUUGUGAAUUAGUGGAGCUAAGACCAUUGAAUUCAUGUGGUAAUGGUGACUCUGUUUGGAUUGUGUUAUGGACUCGUGUAUCGAACAGGGUGCUAAUAUGAAAAAUGAAAAGCAGUUGGUUCUCCAUGUCGAAAUCAUUAAAUCUUAAACAUGGGGUAAGCCCAACGUGUGUGGCACCGUUCAUUGCACAAAAUCGGGUUUUGGAGGAGAUUUUAGUGAUCCUUAGUGGGGUACUCCUACAAGGUGAAGCUAAGCUGUCUCUAGUACAAGUAAAACUUCCACCCGUUGAACGGUUUGCCUACUUGAGGAUGUGUUUUUAAGGGCAUGGAUAGAGCUUCCGACCCCCCUUAAUUUCAUUGACCCUCCACACGAGUUGAGGAAAAUGAGUUAAAAGAAGUACUCUGGCGAGCGCCAGAUGUAUAGAAAUUUCUCUUGCUCGACUAUAAGGGUCGACCGUGCAAAAGACUGCAGUUGGAACCCCCGCUAAGUGAAUGAGAAAGAAAAAAAAAGAAGUAAAAUGGAAGUGAAAAAGGGGUUCCAACGGUGAAAUGAAGUGAAAGAGCACCCCAGUACAACGAGUCCUUGGUUGUGAAUGGUGUGAGUCCCUUUAUCCAUGAACUGACCGUCUUACUUCUACUUCUUCUCAUGAUCAUGGCUUGAGUCUAGUACUCGCAUUGAGAGAGAUAAGGGACGUCUUAGAAGACCAGUUGUCCUCGUAAGCUGCUUUAUGAUCUAGAAAGUCCUCUACCGACGAUUGGGGUUGUUUGUUGCUAUAGAGGUCUGGAGAGUUGCAUUGGUUUGAGUCAGGUUUGCUUGGGGACAAGCAAACAGUUAAGUGUGGGGGGAUUUGAUGACUCGAUAUUUGCACAUGUUUUCCCCUUUGUUUCUUGACUGUUUGAGCUUUAAUUAUCGCGUCUUUGGCCUAUUUUACGCUAGGUUGUGUUACUUUGUCACAUUUCAGGUCCUAGCACAUAAAGUGAAGCAUAGGCGCAAGUUUCAAGUCAAUCAGAGAUCAAUUGGCGAUUAGGGAGAAGAAACUCGGGCAUGACCUGAAGAAGAAUGAAUUUCUACCUCACUU